Molecule: messenger RNA, 1122 nt
Organism: Linum trigynum
Lineage: Eukaryota; Viridiplantae; Streptophyta; Magnoliopsida; Malpighiales; Linaceae
Source: the annotation of a GenBank genome assembly
ACCUCUGGUUUAGCAGCAAGCCUCUUCACAUCAUCGGCGGGAAGGCAAGGCGAAUACACGUACGACGAUCGAUGAUCAACGGCAGCUGGCCCACAAUUACGAAGAGAGCUCGCCACCGAAUCGGCGAUCGGCUCAGCGAGCUGCCCGAACAUGUCCUCCGCCGCAUCCUCUGCUUCGUCGACUCCAAAACCACCGUCCGAACAAGCCUCCUCUGCCGCCGUUGGAGAUCCGUCUGGAAAGGCGUCCCUGCCCUCAAUCUCAACAGACGUUCCUUCCACAGCUUCCCUAGCUUCAGCCAAUUCGUCUCCCGCAUCCUCUCCAGCCGUUACGACUCCGCCGGGGUCGAGGAGAUUUCCUUCCAAUUGCAACUGGACAAGUGGGCCGAGAUGUUCAUCGAUGCGGAGUUGAUGUACGGGACGCUCUUCGACUACGCCGCGUCGCACGGGAACCUCCUGCGCUUGCGCGCAGUCAAUUGCGACCCAGAAAAUGUCUGGAAGUUCUUUGUACCGAAGGCGUAUGCUUUCAGAACCCUCGUCACUCUGCACCUGGAGGCGUAUGGUGGGCGCCUGCCCGGCCCGCUCAGCGGCCGGGUCGACCCUUUCGUGGAUUUCCCCUGCCUGAGGGAUUUAACCUUGGUGCGAUGGUACUGGAUGGUUGAUGACGGCGGCUUGCCGGCUCCCGUGAGAAUCUCCGGGAUCCAAUUGCGGAAUCUCACCAUUGAGGAUGUCCCGUCAGAGGUGGAAAUAUUCGCACCGAAUCUCGAGUCCUUGUGCUACAAGGAUGUGGUGUGGCGUUCGGGGUUUGGUGACGCACAUAUGCCUUCCCUCGAUCGCGCUUGUGUCCGAAUCUCCGGCCGUCGUCAUCUUGCUAAUUCCAAGGAUAGGAAUGGGGGUCGGUUGAUAACUCCGGUAAGAGUGGCCGCUGGGAGGUUGAUGAAAUUGUUUGAUGGGUUGGCGAGUGCAAGAACACUUGAACUACAUUCGGAUACCUUCGAGGUAGGUAAUCUAUUUUUACCUAGGAGUAACUGAUGAACUGAUCUAUUAUAUACUAUCUAAUCAUAAAAUUGUAAAUACUUGUUUUUGAAAUUGCAGCGAGCAAGUUUAAGAAAUACAAACAAAUCGU